CAAGAUGGCGGAGGAGCCGGGACCUGUGUUGCAGCUCCCUCCUGCAACUGCUGCGGCUGGCGGGGAAGGACUUACGGAGAUCUCCCCAGAAACAGCGACUCCAGAGCCGCCCUCUUCUGCUGCAGUCUCGCCGGGAACAGAGGAACCUGCCGGUGACACCAAGAAAAAAAUUGACAUCCUGCUAAAGGCUGUGGGUGACACCCCUAUAAUGAAAACGAAGAAGUGGGCUGUAGAGCGAACCCGAACCAUCCAAGGACUCAUUGACUUCAUCAAAAAGUUCCUUAAACUCAUGGCCUCGGAACAAUUGUUCAUUUAUGUGAAUCAGUCCUUUGCUCCUUCCCCAGACCAGGAGGUUGGAACCCUCUAUGAGAUCCUGCUGCAAGAAAUUGAAAAAAAGAAAAAUGUUUUGGCAGUGAUGGUAAACUGGUUCUACAUUACUGCAAAUCUCAGGCCUGGGGGUGAACACAGAAAAACAACUUGCUACAACUGUGACAUAACUGUUGACAGAGGAAAUGGCUCUGAACAGACUUUAAUGGAUAAGAACUACUGGGCAUGAAGACUCCUGGUUCUGCCCAAGGAGACAUCUACAGACUGAAGAGACUCACAGAAAUGGGACUUGUACCAAUUCACAAAUCAUGGAAAGGCUGGCAUGGGAGUGUGUCCUUGCACCUACCCAUUAACUGCUGCUGUUUAAGAUCUGCCUCUAAGGUUAAAGGAAGCUGAAAUACAUGAAUGUAUUACCCAUUUUCAAAAUGACUGAAAUUAUUUACUUGUAGAAUUGGCACUCCACUGAUGGUAUUCAUGCUAAAAGUUAAUUUACU
Messenger RNA from Castor canadensis (American beaver), 821 nucleotides. RefSeq names its product autophagy related 12 (gene Atg12). The record is from RefSeq and is a predicted model, not a curated record. NCBI's taxonomy places the organism in Eukaryota, Metazoa, Chordata, Mammalia, Rodentia, Castoridae. Gene Ontology annotation, cellular component: Atg12-Atg5-Atg16 complex; cytoplasm; autophagosome membrane. Gene Ontology annotation, biological process: glycophagy; protein lipidation involved in autophagosome assembly; piecemeal microautophagy of the nucleus. Gene Ontology annotation, molecular function: Atg8-family ligase activity.